Messenger RNA from Rotaria sordida, 243 nucleotides. Lineage: Eukaryota; Metazoa; Rotifera; Eurotatoria; Philodinida; Philodinidae. The record is from the annotation of a GenBank genome assembly.
AUGAUUGAAAUGAUGAAUUUCGAUAAUCUCUUUCGAUGUUUUAUAUUCAUUCAAUCAUCUGUACGUGGUUGGGGAAAUCCAUUUCAUUUACAAGAAAUUUUUACCUAUCGACGUGAAAAAAUUGGUAAACAAAAAGGUAAUCAAAAUUAUAUAAAUGCUCGAUUUCGUUCACCACUUGCCAAUUAUUUACCACAUUUGGUUCCAUCUCAAGUAGCUAUAGCUCAUUUUCAACUUGUUCUAUGA